This is a messenger RNA of Mycotypha africana, 662 nucleotides long. RefSeq lists its product as uncharacterized. The transcript is spliced from 3 exons. The record is from RefSeq and is a predicted model, not a curated record. Lineage: Eukaryota; Fungi; Mucoromycota; Mucoromycetes; Mucorales; Mycotyphaceae. Bases 147 to 500 code for a protein of 117 amino acids.
AAUUGUCCUUUUCCAAAAAAAAAUUGAAGAUACUGGCAUAUUGUAAUUGUAACCAGCCGAUUUGACAGGCGAAUAUUCUCCGCAAUGGAAGAAACUAAACUAUAAACUACUUCUUCUAUCCCACUUCACUGUUAUAAAAUUCGACGAUGGCCUCAAAACUUGUAGGAGAUACACUCAAAGGAACAUAUAUUGAAAAGGUAAAUGUCUUUCAACCUUCGGAAUCAGGAGGGAUCUGGCAAUGUCCAUUUUGCAAACCAGCUGCAAGACCUGUAUAUAAGCUAUACAUACCGCCGAUUGACGAUUCUGAGAAAUUGAAUGAAGUAAAAGGAUUGAUAAAAAACCACAUCGAGCUGCAUCAGAUUGAUUUAUUAAGAAAAAUGAGUGCAAAAGAAGGGAUUGAUUACAAAGAAGCCACGAUUGACAGUAUGAAAAGAGUGAGAUUAUGGAUCACAGGAACAAUUAAAGAUCGCAAACUAUAUGGAAAGGAUCCGGAGAGUUGAAUUCGUCAUCAAUUUUAACCUUUGCCAAUCUUGUUCUAUACCUUAAUCCAUCUCAGCUGUCUACUGGCAUAAAGUUAUUCUUUACGACUUCAAAUUCUGGCCAUACCUAUAUUUAUGUUCAUGUUAAAUGUAUCUUGAUCUGUUUGCCUUAUUCCAGAUGCA